This is a messenger RNA of Ceratitis capitata (Mediterranean fruit fly), 2620 nucleotides long. RefSeq names its product TOM1-like protein 2. The transcript has 9 exons. Gene Ontology annotation, biological process: signal transduction. Gene Ontology annotation, molecular function: ubiquitin binding; clathrin binding; phosphatidylinositol binding. The coding region runs from base 166 to 1647 and encodes 493 amino acids. Gene Ontology annotation, cellular component: membrane; endosome. NCBI's taxonomy places the organism in Eukaryota, Metazoa, Arthropoda, Insecta, Diptera, Tephritidae. The record is from RefSeq and is a predicted model, not a curated record.
UCAUUUUAGUAAAAAAAAGAUUGAAUAGGCAAGAAGUGCAGAAAUAUCGAAAAGUUUUGUGAUUUGUAUUAUUGUAGUGAUUUAUGUUUUUAAAGAAAAUAAAGUAAAUAAAUAUUAUUAAAAGCUCAUAUUACUCAAGUAAAUUGUGCAAGGAAAUCAACAAAAAUGGCAUCAUUUUUUAACAAUCCAUUCUCAACCCCAAUUGGACAACGAAUAGAACAAGCUACUGAUAGCUCGUUGGCUUCGGAAAAUUGGGCUUUGAAUAUGGAAAUAUGCGAUAUGAUUAAUGAAUCUUCGGAUACGGCACGUGACGCCAUGAAAGCUAUACGCAAACGACUCUCACAAAAUGCCGGCAAAGAUAAUCAAGUUAUUAUGUAUACUCUAACCGUACUGGAGACAUGCGUUAAAAAUUGUGGCAAAGCUUUUCAUGUAUUAGUUGCUCAAAAGGAUUUCAUACAAGAGCUGGUAAAAUUAAUUGGACCUAAAAAUGAUCCACCUGCUGUGAUGCAAGAGAAAGUACUGAGUUUAAUACAAAUUUGGGCCGAUGCAUUUAAGAAUCAACCUGAUUUGAAUGGUGUGACCCAAAUGUAUAUUGAAUUGAAAAAUAAGGGUAUCGAGUUCCCACAGACAGAUAUAGAGCAUUUGGCACCAAUUUACACACCUCAACGAAGUGUACCUGAGCCACCGCCACAGGUUGUCCAACAAACGAUUUCGCCACAACAUGCAAUACCGAUGCCGCCACAUAGCAAUGGUCCCACCGUUUUGAGUGCAGAACAAACUACGAAAUUACAAUCGGAGCUGGAAGUUGUCGCCCACAAUAUGUCUGUUUUAGGUGAAAUGCUCACCGAACUCAAGCCAGGUCAGGAAGAUCCAGAUGAUUAUGCAUUGUUGAAUGAAUUAACAGCCACAUGCAAAGAAAUGCAAGCACGAAUUGUCGAUCUAAUUGGGCGCAUAAAUGAUGAUGAACUAACAGCUGAAUUACUACGCUUAAACGAUGAGCUAAAUAAUUUAUUCUUACGUCAUCAGCGAUAUGAGAAAAAUCGAACAAGUAGUAGUGCAACAUCGCCUUCGGCUAUAUUGGGUGCCGCGAUUGGUGUACCACCACCCACAACUGGUGCCCCACAAGCGGCAGCAAUUUCAAAUGAUCCACGAUUAAUAGAUUUGGAUGCCAGAACUGAAAAACUAACAAAUUCAUUCAGUUUCAUGAGUACGAGCGCAAGUAAACCGCAAAACAAAGACAUUGACGAAUUCGAUAUGUUGGCGCAAUCAAGAACCGAUACCAAUAACAAAAGCGAUUUAUUAAAAGACAUUCCCACUGUUGAUGCAGCAGCUGGCAGUAUCAACUUACCCUUCAAACGAACUAAGGAAACGGCUGAACCGAAACUGAAACCGGCCAGAGAUAACGAAGUUGAUGAAAUGGAGGCGUGGUUAGGCAGCUCUAAAGAAGGCGCUGAAGGAUUUGAGGAAACUCUUACUAGCACCGAGUUUGACAAAUUCUUGGAAGAACGUGCAGCGGCCGCAGAAAAUCUUCCCACUAUAAAUGCAGCCAAUACGAGUAGUAGUACGGCAAACGCCGGCAACGCCGGUGCAGAUAAUCAGAAAAAAUCGGUUAAAAAAUCUGAUGAAGAUGAUUUACUUCUUCUAUGAGGAUGCAGCUUCAGGAAACGCACAUAAAACAUAACCAUUUUUUAAAUGUCUACAGCUAGUAUUUGCAAAUACGAAAUUGUAUUUAUUAUAUCAUUUAAAUGGGCGUCGAGACCGGAAAUGUGUAUAUUUUCCAAUUAUUUUUAAACAAAACUAUGUUAUUUACUGUAUAAGUGAAUUGUAAUGCAGCUAAACAAAAUAUCAUCAUACAUCUUGCACAUGCACAUAUACAUACAUAUAUGUAAUAUAUGUAAGUAAAUGCGUUGAGGCUGCGUAUUCCACUCUAACCCACUAUAUACAUAAAUACAUACUUAGAUACGUGUAACGAAAGGUAUGAAUUCAACUUCUUGCAUACAUAAUCCAUUCAUUCGCGCUUUCAGCCUGUUUUUUGUUUUUUUGUUUUUUGUUUUUAAUAUUUACUUGAUACUUGUAAACCCACACAGGCAUAUGCAGACUUAUUGACCAAAGCUCAAAGUUGAAUUUGCUUAACUUUAUUACGUGCAUAUAUUCAUUUGCUUAAUUGUAUUGUGUUGAAAGUUCUACAAAUCGAUAAAGACUAAUUGUAUUAUGUAUUUCCUUAUUUAUGUACGUGCAUGCCGCGCAGUCUUUGAUUGUUAACAUUUUUUAGUUACUUUUUUUUUGUAUAAUUUAAGAUUUGUUAUAAAAUGCAGUUAAUACUGUAAUUAAAAACCACAAUAUUUUUGCUUUGAUGUACAUAUACAUACACAUACUUAUAAAAAAUUGCAUUCAUAUAUGUAAGAGUAUGCACAUAAUAAUUGGCUAAAGGUGAUUUCAAAAAUGCACUAUACUGUUUUUCAGUACGCAAAAAAAUAAAAUAUAUCAAUGUAAAAUUGCAUAAACGCAAUUCAAAUAUAAAAUUAUGUAUUCACUUUAACUUAAUUAUAAAUUUUAUUUACAAACAUUUUAUGAAAAAAUAAAACUAUAAUGUUUAAACGUAUUAAAUACUACAACUAAA